Molecule: messenger RNA, 1881 nt
Organism: Arachis ipaensis
Lineage: Eukaryota; Viridiplantae; Streptophyta; Magnoliopsida; Fabales; Fabaceae
Source: RefSeq, a predicted model, not a curated record
UAUUGGGUAUAUAUGAUAUCACUUUCUUGCAGAAUUAGCCUUCUUCCUUCAAUUCUUCCAUACUAGCACCAGAACUCAUAGCAUUCAUACUAAUCAUAUUCACAAGCAAUCUUUUUCAACUUUUCUUCUUAUUAAUUCCCCUUGGCGGAGUAGUACUAAUAAUCCUUUCUCUCCAUACAAACCAUUAUGAAAUUAUUCUUAUGAUCUACAAAUAUGCAUGUGAACCCCACAUAAUAAUUGAUUAAACCAACAAUAUCAUUAUUUCUUUCAAUGGCUUGUGAUAAUAACAACUUCCCUGAUGUGUUUUCUUGGAUUCAGAACCUUAAACCAAUAUCUGAAUGGGAAACAGAUUCCAUGUCCAUAACCAUAUCUUCUUCUUCUUCUUCUUCAUUCCAAGAACCAUAUCUUAAGCUUACAAUACCCAAAAACUAUAAUCAUCAUAACCAAUCCUCACUCUCUUUUGCUAUCAUUGCAGAUUUCAACAACAUCCACAUCCCUCUUUGGAACUCAAAACCAAUGAAACCUAACAACAAUAACUUAUUAUUACUGGAUCAAGAAACAAUUUCAGAUCUCUUCAUCAAUUUCAUUCAGGCAAUUCUCCACUAUGGAUCCAACAAGAACAGCCCUUUCAUCAGGUUCCCGAAACUCGAUUACAUCCCAAACUUCUCCGAAAUAUUCAACGUCUCCUUCUUCACUCUCUCCUUCCUCGUCUCCAUCUACGAAGCGCCGGCGAAUCUUCGCUCCGGAUCGAUCCAGACUCUGAAGGGUUACUUGACAAGCAAUCAACAAAGCGAGGCCUCGAAUUUGCUCAUGAAACUGCUGGGAUCAAACUUGGAAGAACAAUGGAUGCGGUCCGUGAACCUUGGGGUCACGAAUUGGAUUGGGGAGAUGCAAGAAACGGUUAAAGAAAAGAUUAUGAGGAUGCCGUGUUCUUUGUUCUCGCAUUGGUUUUCGACGUAUGGGUUAUGGAAGGUGCAACUGUAUUGUCCUGUUAUAGUUAUGGAUAUUGAGAGUUCAUCAAAGAGUCAUUUGCCGAAUGAGAAGCUUCAAUUCUCUCUCAAGUAUCACCAGCUUCAAGGUGUUAUUCAGUUCAAUUACAGUGUCUCCAUCAAGGACAAGUGGGUUGAAAUUGUCGCCAACAUUGAUAACAUAAGGUAUUCAAUAUUAAUAAUACUCACACCAACUCUACAAACCCAAGUAUUAAGUGUCUCCGUUGGAAAAUCCUCAGAUAAUCCAACAAGAGAAAUUGGUACGGAAAAAAACAUAGAAGCCUCAUUUGACCCACCAAAUCCCUUGGGGCUCAAGGUAUCCGCCGGCGAAUCCAUGACCGUUAGUUUAAAGCCAUGGAAAUUUGAGGAAUCCAUUUACGGCUACAGCGCCAAUUUAAAUUGGUUCCUUCACGAUAGCAUGGAUGGUAAGGAGGUUUUUUCGUCCAAGCCUUCGAAAUUCGCUCUGAUUAACCCUAAGUCAUGGUUCAAGAACCGGUACUCUAGAGCUUAUAGACCGUUCACUAGGCAAGGAGGUGUUAUUUUUGCUGGUGAUGAAUAUGGAGAUAAAGUGUUAUGGAAAGUGGAGAAAGAUGCUAUUGGGAAAACUAUGGAGUGGGAGAUAAGGGGUUGGAUUUGGUUAACUUAUUGGCCUAACAAGCACAAAACUUUCUACAAUGAAACUAGGAGGUUUGAGUUUGGAGAAAUAGUCCAUCUCCAUGUUGCUUAGCUUUAGCGUAUAUGAUUUCUUCAAUUUAAUUUCUAUUGAUUAUAGAAACUAACUAGAUUCACUAGUUUGGAUGGGGUCAGAGUGAAACAAGUGUAUUAUUAUCAUUAUUUGAAAAAUGUUGUAAUAAGUAGAUUCCUCUAUUUCAAUAAAUGACAAAACGUCACA